Messenger RNA from Trypanosoma rangeli, 2241 nucleotides. RefSeq lists its product as uncharacterized. The transcript has a single exon. Lineage: Eukaryota; Euglenozoa; Kinetoplastea; Trypanosomatida; Trypanosomatidae. Bases 1 to 2241 code for a protein of 746 amino acids. The record is from RefSeq and is a predicted model, not a curated record.
AUGCGAUCGUCAGGACUUCACAACCGCCAUGAGCAGAAGUUGGCGGGCACGGAUCCUGUUUUGAGCAGUGUUGGCCGAGCGGAGGCGCAACUCCGGAAGGAAAUGGAUGGAGCCACAGCUGCCCUUUUGCAAAGGCAGCGGCGGCGGCAGCUGGCGUUUGGCCGAGAGCGUGCAGUUGUACGUUUACGCGUGGACCAAUGCAUGGAGGAGUUGUUGGACGGCGUUGAAGGCAUCGUGCCGCCGUGCGUACUUGACCCACCUGUUUUUACGGAAUGUCCUUCCUCACUUCCUCGACCGCCUCAGCAAGGAGGUGAAAAAUGUGUAACGCGUGAGGCAGCAAUGUUACCACAGGCAAUCUCGUCUUUUCCUGCUGGAGGAAAAAAGGUUCCCAUUUCAUACGUGAGCAGUGACAGCAAAAUGCGAGGUGCCACAGAGGAACUGACAGCUCCGCAGGUUCAUGGCGCCCCUUGCGGGGAAAAGGGUGCACCGCUGCGAGGCUUUCCGCUCCCGUUUGAGGAUUCUGGCUUUCAAUGUCCGACACUUUGGGCUGAAACGAGCCUCCAGGAAGUGUUGCUUACUGCGUUAGGGCCGCGUUCUCUGCGGGAACGCAGAGAUCAAAAUGAACCUAACGGUCGUCUUCUUGUGGGUGUGGCGUGUUAUUUACUCAAUGAAGUUCUCACUCGUGAGCCAAAACUGUCAAGGAUAUGGCCACAACUUCGUGAAGUGAUAUUUAAAGCUGUUUUUCAGCCACCGACCUCUCCGCCUGCGUCUGGGUGUGAGGGUGGUGUAGGGUCAUCCUAUCCCCGUUUUGAGGGGCGUCAGCCCUUCGAGAUGCUACACUUGUGGGCCGGUGCGUUCCUUGCAAGCCGUGCCGAAACCGCUCGGCUAGCUCACCGGAUUGAGGAUUUGAAGGGCGUGGUGCACAAGAGUCAACUCAUUCUUCGUUUUGCGCAGCGGCGGGUUGAUAAAAUGCUUUUGGGGAACGUCUUUCGUGCAUGGCGGAAAACAACACGUCGGGAGCGGUGUUUUCGUGACUCCGCGACGGCGUACUUUACGCGUAUGCGGCAGCGUAUUCGUGUGGAGGGAUGUUUCUUACGCUGGCGGCGCGUUUCAGCCCACUCACAGGUGGUGGAGCUGCUGAAAAUGGUGAAGGAGUCAGAGGUGCGACAGGCUUUUUUGCAGAGCUCUAACACAAAGGAAGUAGCUACGCUUUUGGAGCGUCUCAAGGAGGAGCAAAAGUUAAAUGACAUUCUUAAAAUGAAGAAGGAGGUUUUGAAGUCACAGUUGGCAGAAGGUCACGUGAUUGCACUGCGUGCGAUAGAUAAUGAGCUUCAACAGCAGCACACUAACAUUUUAAUGGCGAAAAAGUAUGGAAAACGCUGGGAACGUCUUGCAAAGACGUUUUCGUGCCGCGUAAAAUGUGCGGUGGUUCCGUCAUCCUUGCGAAAGGCGGGUAUUGCUUUGCGGCGUGCCGAGGAGCAAUGUGCCUUGCGUACACAUGCGGUGCAUAAUCAGGGGAAAGAGGCACGUUAUGCCCUUGAAUGUUUUCUGCUUGAAUGGGUAAAUUGUUUUAUGAAGGCCGCUAUGCCUGGUGUUCACUGGCGUCGUGUUGUAAAGAUUGAUACAGGCUUCGAGAGUGGGGAUUUUGGUCCUGAAGCCUUGCUGCAGCUUGUGCGUGUGCUGGAAUCAGUGUAUCUUGGAAGUGGGGUACACAAUGUGUCAUAUCCCUUCUUGGCGGCGAGGCAGGAGGAGGCAGAGGAACUGUCGAAGAUGCGCAAUGACGCGAGUUUCUCCGUGGAAACAGCAAAUGGUGUGCUUUUCACGGAGCUGAGACGUUUGCUUUACCUGCAAAGUAUGGAGGGGCUCUAUCCCCCACUGCUCUCUUGCUGCACCUUCCUGGAAAGCUUCUUCACCCCUGCAGUCUUCUGUCAGGCUCCACAUCCCUCUGCCAUCUUGUGGGUCCUCGCUUCCCUCUUUGUCGGGUAUGCACGUCUUGCCUGCGGUGGACCUGCAAUUUUGGAGCGUGACGUGGACGCCACCUUGCGCUGCCAGGAGGAGGGCACGCUUCGGAAUUACUUCCUGAUGCCACGUUCCGUGGUGAAUGAGCCAGCGGCGACGGAAAAAGAAAGUACACGUACACGUACAGGGCGGAGAAUUAGUCGGACGUACGUGGUUUCAAACAAUACGACCAUUCAAAAAGCAUCAGCGCUCACGUCAGUGUCGCGGAGAGUACAUUCGUAA